CAACAUUCUCGGGCUGCUCACACGCACGUUGAAGCCAGAUAUCUUGCCCAGGUGGCGCAGCCGAUCUCACGGCAGGCACCGCACCGCCGCCGCCGCCACCACCCAGCAUAGCAGCGCGGCGGCAUGGUCAAGCAGCGCUUUUCAUCCGCGGAUGUGGCGGCGGAAGUCUCCUGCCUGCAGCGCUGCUUGGGCAUGCGUGUGGCGAAUGUGUACGACAUAAACCCCAAGACGUAUGUGUUGAAGCUAGCACGCAGCGGCGAGGAUGGCGAGAAAGUUUUGCUGCUUAUCGAGAGCGGCGUGCGCUUCCACACCGUGCAGGCGAUGCCGGAGAAGGCCGACACACCGUCCAACUUCACCCUGAAGCUGCGCAAGCACAUCCGGACGCGGCGGCUGGAGGCUGUGAAGCAGCUGGGCGUGGAUCGCAUCGUGCAGCUCAGCUUCGGCAGCGGCCCUGCCUCCUGCCACCUGCUGCUGGAGUUUUAUGCGCAGGCAAGCGGCAGGCGGCAGGGGGAGUUGUGUUUCGGCACAUGCAUGCACCCGUGUGCUGGCAAUGUGAUCCUGGCUGACGACAAGUUUGAGGUGCUGACCCUGCUCCGCUCGCACAGGGACGACGCCAAGGGCGUGGCCAUCAUGGCCCGCCACCCCUACCCCAUCCAAACCAUCCGCCUGCGCCAGCCGCUGAGCGCCGAGGCGCUGGAGGCGGCACUGGCAGGGGCGGCCCCAGAGGCGACGCUCAAGGGCUGCCUGGCGGACCUGGUGCCCUACGGGCCCCUCACAGCCGAACACUGCGUGCUGCUGGCCGGCCUGGAGCCGCAGCGGCAGCCCGCCGCCGCGCCGCUGUCGGCGCUGGAGGCGGCGGCGCUGCUGGGAGGGGUGCGGCAGUGGGAGGCGUGGCUGGAUGCUUGCGAGGACAGCGCCACGCCGCCAGAGGGCUUCAUCCUCACCAAGCCAGCAGCAGCAGCAGCAGCAGCAGCAGUAGCAGCAGUAGCAGCAGCACCUCCAGCACCAGCGGCAGGCCAGGAGGAUGGCGGCGAUGGCGGCGCUCCGGCAGCGGCGGGCGUAUAUGAUGAGUUCCAGCCGCUGCUGCUGAUCCAGGGCCAGCGCAGUGCCCACCAGCAGGCGGCCAAGGAGAAGGCGGCGGUGGGCAAGCUGGAGGCGAUCCGGCGCGACCACGAGAAGCGGCUGGGCAGCCUGGGCCAGGAGGCGGAGGCGGCGGAGCUCAAGGCCGCCCUGAUUGAGUACAACCUGGAGGCGGUGGAUGCGGCGCUGAACGCGGUGCGCGAGGCGCUGGCCAGCGGCAUGGACUGGCGAGACCUGGCGCGCAUGGUGAAGGAGGAGCGGCGCGCGGGCAACCCGGUGGCGGGGCUGAUCGACUCGCUGCAGCUGGAGCGCAGCCGCGUCACGCUGCUGCUCAGGCGCGCGCGUGUGUGUGCCUGGGGGGGAGGGGGAGUGGCAGGGGGCGUGAGGGGAGGCAACUGGCUGGAUGAGGAGGAUGGCGACGAGGAGGCGGCCACCCGGCCGGCCACAAAGGUGGAGGUGGAUCUGGGGCUGAGCGCCCACGCCAACGCGCGCACAUAUUACGACAGCCGCCGCAAGCACCAGGCGCGUGGGGCCGGGGUGAAGCAGCAGAAGACUUUGGACGCCAACCAGAAGGCGCUCAAGGCGGCGGAGAAGAAAGCGCAGCAGCAGCUGAAGCAGGUGCGCAGCGCGGCUGCUGCCCCCGCCAUCACCCGCAAGCCCUUUUGGUUUGAGAAGUUCUUUUGGUUCAUCUCCUCCGAGAACUACCUGGUGCUGAGCGGGAGGGACGCGCAGCAGAACGAGCUGCUGGUGAAGCGCUACCUGCGGCGUGGCGAUGCGUACGUGCAUGCCGACCUGCACGGCGCCUCCUCCACCAUCGUGCGCAACAGCGACCCGGGGGCGCCCAUCCCGCCCCUCACGCUGUCGCAGGCGGGCCAGGCGUGCGUGUGCCGCAGCCAGGCCUGGGACGCCAAGAUUGUGACCAGCGCGUGGUGGGUGCACCCGGAGCAGGUCAGCAAGACCGCCCCCAGCGGCGAGUACCUGCCGCUGGUCAUGGGUUACGGCUACAUGUUUGGGCUGGCUGAGGAAAGCAUCCCGGCGCACAUGGGCGAGCGCGCGCCGCGGCUGCGGCCGGACGACGCCUCCGCAGCCGGCGCCGCAGAGGAAAAGGAGGCGGGCAGCAGCGGCGGCGAGGAUGGCGAGGAGGAGGAGGGGGAGGAGGAGGAGCAGCCGGGAGGCAGCGCCGGCGCGGCUGCUCCCAGCGCGCUGGAAGCUUUCCUGGAUGCCUCUGCCGACAGCCUGGCGGGAGGCGGCGCCGCCGGCUCCGCACCCUCGGUGCGGCGAGGCAGCAGCACCGGCAGCGGCACGGCGGCGGCGGCGGCGACGGAUGCAAUGGCCGCCUCGUUUGAGCGGUACGGCCUGUCCGACACGCUCGCGGCAGGAGGGGCGGCAGCGGCGGCGGCAGCGGGCGAGGAGGCGCAGGAGGGGGGCGAGGGCGCGGGUGCGGCAGCGGGCGGCGAGGGCUCACGGCGCCACCUGUCGGCCAAAGAGCGGCAGCUGCUCAAGAAGCAGCAGCAGGGCAAGCCUGCGCAGCCGCCGCAGCCGCCGCAGGCAGGCGGCGGAGCCGGGAAGAAAGCAGCAGCGCAGCAGGACAAGGGCAGCGGUGCAGGCCAGCAGGCGGCGGCGGAAUCGGCGGCGGCCAAGGCUCGCGGCGGCAGCGGCGGCGGCGGCGGCAAGGGCAAGCGCGGCGGGCGGGACAAGUAUGCGGAUCAGGAUGAGCAGGACCGGCAGCUGGCCAUGCAGCUGCUGCAGUCGGCAGGCCAGAAGAAGGACCGCAAGCAGCGCAAGGAUGAGCGCAAGCAGCGGGAAAUCACGGCUGAGGACAUUGCCAAGCUGACCGCCAGGCCCGAGGCAGCGGCAGGCAGCGGCGGGGAGGAGGAGGGGGAGGAGGAGGAGCACGAGGAGGGCGGCGAGCAGUCGGAUGCGGCGGCAGGCAGCGGCAGCGGCGAGGGCGCGCAGGAGGAGCGGCGGCAGGAGGAGGAAGAGGGAGGGGCGGGGGAUGGGGCAGCGCGGGAGCCGGGCCCUGCGGCGCCUGCUGGCGGCGGCGAGGGCGGCGGCGAGGACGAGGCGGCAGCAGAGGGCUCCGCCGAUGAUGCUGCAGCAGCGGCGGAGGCAGGCGGGGGGGAUGAUGCCGCUGAGGUGGCGGCGCUGCUCAAGGAGGAGAAGCUGGAGGCGCUGGGGGAGGAGGAGCGGGACAAGCUGACGCAGCUGGACCAGCUGACGGGGGUGCCGCGCGGCGAGGACAUCCUGCUCUUUGCGGUGCCCGUGUGCGCACCCUACCAGGUGCUGGCGUCUUUCAAGUUCAAGGUAAAAAUCAUCCCGGGAACGCUGAAGAAGGGCAAGGCGGCGCGGCAGGCCGCCGAGCUACUGCUCAAGGGCGGCGAGGCCAGCCAGCGGGAGCGAGAUCUUCUGCGCGCGGUGCCGGAGCAGGAGGCCAUCAGCUGCCUGUGCGGCAAGGGGGUCAGGAUACAGAGCGCGGGGCUGCUCAAGCUCAAGCAGGCGCAGAAGAAGAGUCGCAAGUAGGGACGACGCGAGAUCCUCGGCGCUGGGGAGCUGGGUUCCUUGCCUCCUGCUUCCAAUGCUACGCGUGGUGCUCCAGUUGUGUGUGUUGCUGCCUUGGCGUGGCACCGCGAGUGUUACACCGCAUGCAUGC
This is a messenger RNA of Chlorella variabilis, 3730 nucleotides long. RefSeq lists its product as hypothetical. Gene Ontology annotation, cellular component: RQC complex. The transcript has 22 exons. Gene Ontology annotation, biological process: ribosome-associated ubiquitin-dependent protein catabolic process; rescue of stalled cytosolic ribosome. NCBI's taxonomy places the organism in Eukaryota, Viridiplantae, Chlorophyta, Trebouxiophyceae, Chlorellales, Chlorellaceae. Gene Ontology annotation, molecular function: ribosomal large subunit binding; tRNA binding. The coding region runs from base 124 to 3600 and encodes 1158 amino acids. The record is from RefSeq and is a predicted model, not a curated record.